Hippopotamus amphibius kiboko is the source of this 942-nucleotide messenger RNA. RefSeq names its product olfactory receptor 4C46-like. Bases 13 to 942 code for a protein of 309 amino acids. Gene Ontology annotation, cellular component: membrane. The record is from RefSeq and is a predicted model, not a curated record. Gene Ontology annotation, molecular function: olfactory receptor activity; G protein-coupled receptor activity. The transcript has a single exon. Gene Ontology annotation, biological process: G protein-coupled receptor signaling pathway. Lineage: Eukaryota; Metazoa; Chordata; Mammalia; Artiodactyla; Hippopotamidae.
AAUAUAAGAUACAUGGAGAAUAGGAAGAACGUGACUGAAUUUGUUCUCCUGGGGCUCACACAGAAUCCAAAGAUGCAGAAAACCAUAUUUGUUGUGUUUUUGGUCAUCUACAUUGUCUCUAUAGCAGGAAAUGUGCUCACCUUGGUGACCAUCACUGCCAGCCCAUUAUUGGGGUCCCCCAUGUACUUUUUCCUGGCUCAUCUCUCUUUUAUUGAUGUUUGCUAUUCUUCUGUCAAUAGCCCUAAACUGAUUGCAGAUUCACUCAAUGAAAAGAAGACCAUCCUAUUCAAUGAAUGCAUGGUGCAAAUCUUUGGGGAACAUUUCCUUGGAAGCACUGAGGUCAUCUUGCUUACUGUGAUGGCCUAUGACCGCUAUGUGGCCAUCUGCAAACCCUUGCACUAUACAACCAUCAUGAGCUGGCAGAUGUGUUGGCUGUUAAUAGGAGUGGCAUGGGUGGGAGGCUUUCUUCAUGGAUUCAUACAGAUCCUCUUCAUCUUUCGAUUACCCUACUGUGGACCUAAUGUCAUAGAUCACUUUAUGUGUGAUCUGAACCCUUUGCUCGAACUUGCCUGCACUGAUACCCAUACUCUAGGGUUCUUUGUUGCUGCCAACAGUGGUUUCCUCUGUCUGUUGAACUUCCUCCUCUUGAUGUGCUCCUAUGUAGUCAUUCUGCACUCUCUAAGGACCCACAGUUUGGAGGUGAGGCAAAAAGCCCUCUCCACUUGUGUCUCCCAUAUCAUACUUGUCAUCCUACUCCUGGUGCCCUGCAUAUUUGAGUACCUGAGACCAGCAGUUACUUUAUCUAUUGAUAAAGCAGUUGCUGUGUUCUAUACUUUGAUAACUCCCAUGUUAAAUCCCUUAAUCUAUACCUUGAGAAAUAUACAGAUGCAAAAUGCCAUUAGGAAUUUGUGUAGUAGGAAAGAUAUUGAAGGUGAUAAAUAA